Nannochloropsis gaditana CCMP526 is the source of this 356-nucleotide messenger RNA. Its product is annotated as trafficking protein particle complex subunit 2-like protein. Gene Ontology annotation, biological process: endoplasmic reticulum to Golgi vesicle-mediated transport. The annotation marks the transcript as partial. The transcript has a single exon. The record is from RefSeq and is a predicted model, not a curated record. Gene Ontology annotation, cellular component: nucleus; TRAPP complex; cytoplasm.
AAUCCACAGAUACGCCAUGAUAGCCUGCAUAGCUGUGGUAGGGAAGAAGAACGAGCUCCUUUACCUCAAGCCAUUCCUUGCUCAACCCGACGCAAGCAGCGACUAUUUUCUCAGUUUCCAUUUCAUUGCCCACAGUGCCCUCGACGCCUUUGACGAGCGCAGCAAAUCCGUCUCACGGCGACCUUCUCCUUCCUUUCCGUCGCCUGCAUCCACCAAUGACAUGUUUUUGGGAUAUUUAUGUCCGAUCGAGGAAUUUCGGGUCUACGGGUACAAAACAAGCACCCAGAUCAAAUUCCUGGCUAUCCUCACGGAAAACAAUCCUGUGCGUGAAAACGACCUGAAAAGUGUCUUUCAAG